AUGGAAUGCUGCGGUUGCUACAAGACCUUCAAGUCCUUCUCCGGAGUCCUGAUCCAUCUCGAGUCUGGAGGCUGCUCAUCGAAUAUCACCGAGGAUGAUCUUGACGACUUGGCCCGCGAAUGUUACCAAAGUAGGAAGUAUAUCAAUGAUGAGCUCGAGGAUGGAGGUUGGCUUUAUACCUGCACACAUUGUGUGUCAGAAUUCUCAAAACUCUCCGCCCUUUACCAGCAUGCUGAGGAUGUUCCGUCUUGCUCAUACCUUGCCAAAGACCACGGGUGUUUAGCCAAGUUGGAACGUUUUAUAUCCCGCAACCUGGAGUAG
Molecule: messenger RNA, 321 nt
Organism: Penicillium chermesinum
Lineage: Eukaryota; Fungi; Ascomycota; Eurotiomycetes; Eurotiales; Aspergillaceae
Product: putative C2H2 finger domain protein
Exons: 1
Coding region: 1-321 (106 amino acids)
Source: RefSeq, a predicted model, not a curated record